GGUCGCAACACGGUUCUGGAAUCUGGCCUCAUAAAAAGCCAGCCAAUUCGAAUCUCCAUCCUCGAGUUCCAUAGAUUUUCGAGACCGCGGUAACAGGAAUGACACGGUCAAAGGUGCACAACUGCCGCUAGCUAACAGGAGGUGACGCGGAUUAGCGGCGCUCCAGCAGAAGAAGUUCCCCGCCGGCCUUGUCCUUGCCGUUUCUCCGGUUCUGCUAAAUCGUGCUGCCGACGAUAUAAAGCUACGCGACAGAGGAGUUGGCGCUUAUCGACUCCAUCACGCGCCAUGACUCCCAAGAGCUGGAAGCGCGCUGUUUUGCUCUUCUCCAGCCUACUCGUGCAAUGUGAUCUGUCUCGCGCGCACCAGUCGCUCCAGAGCGUGCUUGUGUCUCCGAUUCUGGCCAUCAACUCUGUCCCUUUCAGCACCCGGGCUCACUGGAUGCGGCGGACGAACGAAGUGCUGUUGCAGUCCGGCUCUCCCUGCCCCUUCGCCGCCUUUUCGAGUGUGAUUGUGAACCACACCCUGCCGGGAAUGGGCGAGCUGGUCUGCACCGGGUAGACAGUGGGCGCGAGACUGGGGAUCCCACCAUGCACGGAGAGAUGGCGGCCAUACGGAACUGCUCCAAGAUCCUCACAGAUCCUGCCGGUCCUUACAAGCUGGCCCCAGCAGAAGCUACGGAAGCCUUCGCCUCGCUGAGCCUGUGUACAAAUGCGGAGAGCUGUCCCAUGUGCGCUGCUGCGAUCCGCUGGUCGGGCUUUCGGGAGUACAUCUACGGGACGAGUAUCGAGACUCUGAUUCGGCAAGGCUGGGGCCAGAUCCGCAUCUCUUCCGCCGAGAUCUUCAGAGAGACCAUGGACUUUGCGAGCCAGUCGCGACUCAUGGGAGACGUUUCAAUCCCGACUAUCCUUGCCCCUCGGGAUGUAGCAGGUCAAACGCCACCGGAAGUUCCACUGAGCCAGGCCCCUCUUGCCACAUUCUUCAUGCCAACCACUAUUGCCGUCGAAGAGAGCCCCGCUCAGCAGAGCUCACGAAAAGACCGCGCCGCUGCCGGGAAACCCGCGCACUGGGUCGGCAGUCGACCCAAUCACUUCGUUAACCCAUGGCCGAGCUUCCGGACUCAUGAGACGAUGGAUUUCCUGAGCUUAGCCCUCAAGACCAUUCCGCAGACCACGAAGGGUCCGAAUCCAGCCCACAUUGCGCAAAUUCCCAGCCAAGUUCCCACGUGGGGAGCCAGUGCAGCUGCCGAGAACGCCGGGAAAAUCAAGGCGACGUGGCUGGGCCACGCCUGUUUCCUCGUCGAGCUUCCUUCCGCUCCGGGAGCACCGCGGGGUGCGAGGAUCUUGUUCGAUCCGGUAUUCAGUGACAGGUGCUCGCCGAGCCAGAUAGUUGGACCGAAGCGUUUCACGCCUCCACCAUGCAAGCUGGAGGACAUUCCCGAAUUCGAUGUGGUCGUCAUCUCGCACAACCACUAUGAUCACAUGGACACGGCAUCCCUGCGCAACUUGCUCGCACGCAAAGUGCCCUCUCCUGGACCACACGUCUUCGCCCCGCUUGGAGAGAACAACGAAGCGUAUUUCAAGUCCCUCGGCGUCCCAGAAUCACGGACACACUGUCUUGAUUGGUGGGAUGGUCGUCGUGUGAGUGUCGCUGGAGACCAGGGCCUGGACAUGAAAUUCGAUGUGACAUUCACACCCGGACAACACUUCACCGGCAGAGGGCUGAUGGACCGGUUCAAGACGCUGUGGGGUGGAUGGGUCGUCGAGAAUGUGACUGAUUCUGCUACUCCACCCGCCAAAGUCUACUUCGCGGGUGACACGGGCUACCGUUCGGUUCCUUCUGAUACCGACGAAGGCCCUGACAGCUUGCCUGUCUGUCCUGCUUUCAAGGAGAUCGGGGAGAAAUGGAAGGGAUUCGACUUCGCGAUGAUUCCCAUUGGCGCCUAUGCACCGCGCAAGUUCAUGUCCCCCAUCCACUGUGGCCCGCGCGACAGUGUAGCGCUCUUCAAAGAUCUGCGCGUCAAGAAGGCUCUCGGGAUGCACUGGGGGGCCUGGGUGCUGACGACCGAAGAUGUCCAUGAACCACCUUUGCGCUUGCAGGCUGAGUGCGACAAAGCCGGUAUUCCGCAUAAGGAUUUCGAUGUUUGUGCCAUUGGAGAGACGGUGGUGUUUGAUGCGGGCAGUUGAUUCAUUUGGUCGCGGUUUCAGUCUGUUUCUGUUACUUAUUCAUGUUGCUUGCGCGGUACACAUUCAAAUUUGCGGUCGAAUUGAGAUGGCCAGUGACAAGGG
Molecule: messenger RNA, 2285 nt
Organism: Mycena citricolor
Lineage: Eukaryota; Fungi; Basidiomycota; Agaricomycetes; Agaricales; Mycenaceae
Source: the annotation of a GenBank genome assembly